Messenger RNA from Malassezia globosa CBS 7966, 309 nucleotides. RefSeq lists its product as uncharacterized. Gene Ontology annotation, molecular function: diphthine-ammonia ligase activity. The transcript has a single exon. Bases 1 to 309 code for a protein of 102 amino acids. NCBI's taxonomy places the organism in Eukaryota, Fungi, Basidiomycota, Malasseziomycetes, Malasseziales, Malasseziaceae. Gene Ontology annotation, biological process: protein histidyl modification to diphthamide. The record is from RefSeq and is a predicted model, not a curated record.
AUGUAUCAGACGGUGGGGCAUGAUGCGGUGCAAAAGAUCGCAGAGGCGAUGAACCUCCCAUUAUAUCGCAGGCAAAUUCGUGGAAAGGCUAUCAACCAAGGCGCCGUUUAUGGUGCCCGCGAUCCUACAAAGAAGCCUUCAGAUUUUGAACAAACAGAUGAAGACGAGACGGAAGAUCUUUAUCAUCUCUUGCUUCAUGUGAAAGAGAAGCAUCCUGACAUCGAGGGAGUAAGUGUAGGCGCGAUUCUUUCGAACUAUCAGCGAGUCCGUGUCGAGCAUGUGUACGUGUAUCUUCAGUUCUACUACUGA